Molecule: messenger RNA, 2581 nt
Organism: Oryzias melastigma (Indian medaka)
Lineage: Eukaryota; Metazoa; Chordata; Actinopteri; Beloniformes; Adrianichthyidae
Product: neuronal pentraxin-1
Exons: 5
Coding region: 103-1761 (552 amino acids)
Source: RefSeq, a predicted model, not a curated record
UGCUCAUUAAUUCCUGGAACAAACUGAUCCUCUGAAUCUUUACAGCGAAGAAGUCUUCUAUUUGGUAUCAAAAACUCUGACGUCAGGCUUGCUGAAGUGUGGAUGGAGAUCAUGAGGAACAUUCUCUUCGUAGUGUUUGUGACGGCGUCUGUGACUUCAGGGUCUGAGUAUGACUAUGGAGCCCACCCUCGCUUUGUUUGCACCCCGAUCCCCGCCGAUGCAGAUCCUUCCUGUUUCUCCACCACGGGUCCUGGGGUCGGGACAACGGGCUCCAACGGACCAGGACAUCAGAACGCUCCUCCCAGCAGUUGGUGGGGGGUGAAUGACGAAGCCAAAGCCACCAUCCUCCACCUCAGGGAGAGCCUUGUCCAGCAGAAGGAGAUCAUCCUGGACCAGAGGGAGACCAUCAGAGAACUGACGGCCAAGCUCACCAUGUGUGAGGGCUUCGGACGGGGCGUGUCUCCGCACUCGCAUCACCACCCGCACACCGACGAGGGACACUAUAGCAACCCGCCGGGUCACCAUGGCAACGGCCACCUCCAUCCGGACUCACCGGUCUAUCCGUCCUCUGCGGGGGGCCACAAAUCUGACGGCGUUAACCACCAAGGGAAGGAAAAACACAUGACGCCGGGGGACAGCACGUCAUCCACGGAGCAGAUGGAGAGGAUGCUGCUGGUGCUCAAGGAGAGGCUGGACAACUUGCAGAAACGGAACUCCUCCACCGCAUACUCCAGCUCUCUGAGGGACCUGCUGCAGCGCAAGAUCAGCACUCUGGAGGGGCAGCUGCACCACCACAACAACCCCGAACACCACGACGACGACGCCACUCACAGAGACGACGGCGAUCACCCCGCAGACAACCACCACAACGACGACCACAAGGGCGACGCCGGACACGAGGAAAACCACACGGAUCAUCACGACGAUGACGACAAUCAAGACUUAGACGGCGACCACGACAGUCACCAUCAUGAUGAUGAGGAGGAUGCUGAUCACCACGACAACGAGGCUGAUAGUCAUAGUUACCUGCCACACACGGGAUACAGUGUGCCGGGGCCGCGGACCGGCCCCCACUCCAACAAGCUGGAGACGAUUCUCAACCAGCUGCAGCUAACCGGCUCCGGUAGGAAGAACACCCAGAGCCUGGAUGCCUUCCAGAUCAGUUUCCCCAUGAGGACCAACUACAUGCACGGCCGGGUGAAGAGGACGCUGCUGCAGGAGAUCUUUGCCCUCACGCUGUGUCUCUGGAUGAAGGCUGGGGUGGGGCCCGGACUGGGGACGCCGUUUUCUUACUCUGCACCCGGACAGGCCAAUGAACUGGUGCUGAUCGAGUGGGGGAACAACCCCAUCGAGCUGCUGAUCGAUGACAAGGCUGUGACUCUGCCCUUGUCUCUGAGUGAUGGGAAGUGGCACCAUGUGUGUGUGACGUGGACUACACGGGAUGGACUGUGGGAGGCCUAUCAGGACGGAGUCCAGAAGGGAACGGGCACUAACCUCUCUCCUUGGCAUGCUAUCAAACCUGGAGGGGUCUUCAUUCUGGGACAGGAGCAGGACACUCUGGGGGGUCGUUUUGAUGCCACCCAGUCGUACGUGGGGGAGAUGUCCGAGCUGCACAUGUGGUCCCGCGUCCUAAGUGCUGAUGACAUCUACAGCCUGGCGUCCUGCGGCAGCCACCUGCAAGGGGACGUCAUCGCUUGGUCUGAAACAGAGGUGGAGCUCCACGGAGGCGUGGCCAGAUACCCGUUUGACUCGUGUCACUGAAGGACUCGUCAGAGACUCGUUGAGACUGAAGAAGCAGCACAAUAAAAAACAAACACACGUCUGCUGAUGUCCUGGACGCAGAGUGUGUGCCUUCUUUUAAAGUGACUUUUAUGGAUAUUAGUUUUAGAAACAGAAAGAAAUAAAGUGAAAUUGAUCUGUUUGCUGAUGACGUGUGAGGUUUUAGAGGUCCCGAGUCUUAGAUUCAGGCCGUUAAUUGUAUGUUUGCUUUGAAAGUGCUCAGUGUGACAUAUUGUCAUGCUGUUAAUGAGACUUGAGACUGUGGAUGCAUCUUAAAGUUAGUAUAAGGGUUAUGUUACUUUUAAUUUUCUGUUCAAAGGUUUCCAUGAAACAUACAGCUAAUUUACCAAAGACUCUAGAGGAAGAAACGUGUUUUGUUUGUUUUUGUCUGUGUAAAUGUCACAUUUCUAUGCAGCAGGUCUUGAGUGAAAUGCUGAAGAUCCUGCUGGACAGAACUUUUAUUUUGUAGUUAUCAGUUUUGUUCUUGGAAAUAAUAGCUUUUCUUUUCCCCAAAGUUUGUCUUUUUUUACAUGUAAUUAUAGUUUCUCUAUAUUAUUUCGUGUAUUAGUCUUUGAAUUUCUAAAUUUGGCCUUGAUUGUAAACUAAUAUCAUACCAGACGGGAAAAAAAUAAUUUUCCUUUCACUCGUAUUGUUAUUGUUAUCAUUUUUUUAAGUUGUGUAAAUGACAGUGUGAAGUUUAUUUGUAUAGCACAUUUUGUGUACAGACAUUUUAAAGUGCUUUACUUAAAACAAUAAAAGAAACUACUAAAAGAAAUAGUGAAGGUGUGAUUAUUAAAAUAAA